This is a messenger RNA of Dipodomys spectabilis (banner-tailed kangaroo rat), 1219 nucleotides long. RefSeq names its product prostaglandin-E(2) 9-reductase-like. The record is from RefSeq and is a predicted model, not a curated record. Bases 37 to 1008 code for a protein of 323 amino acids. Gene Ontology annotation, cellular component: cytosol. Gene Ontology annotation, biological process: prostaglandin metabolic process; progesterone metabolic process; daunorubicin metabolic process. NCBI's taxonomy places the organism in Eukaryota, Metazoa, Chordata, Mammalia, Rodentia, Heteromyidae. The transcript is spliced from 9 exons. Gene Ontology annotation, molecular function: androsterone dehydrogenase [NAD(P)+] activity; bile acid binding; ketosteroid monooxygenase activity.
AGGAACAGUCUCUGUCCAGCCAGAGGAACAACAGCAAUGAAUUCCAAGUAUCAGCAUGUUGGACUAAAUGAUGGCCAUGCGAUCCCACAACUGGGCUUCGGUACCUAUGUACCCAAAGAGAUUCCUAGAAGUAAGGUAUUUGAAGCCACCAAAAUAGCUAUAGAUGCUGGCUUCCGGCAUAUUGACACUGCAUAUGUGUACGAAGUGGAAGAGGAAGUAGGGAAGGCCAUUCGAAGCAAGAUUGAAGAGGGCACUGUGAAGAAAGAAGACAUAUUCCUCACCUCAAAGCUCUGGUGCACAUUCAAUCGACCAGAGCUAGUCCAGUCUUGUCUGGAAAGAUCACUGAAGAAACUACAGUUGGAUUAUGUGGAUCUCUACCUUAUUCAUUUACCAACUUCAUUGAAGCCCGGAGAAGAAGUCUUUCCGAAAGAUGAGCAUGGAAAAUUGAAAUUUGACACAGUGGAUCUCUGUGACACAUGGGAGGCCAUGGAGAAAUGUAAGGAUGCAGGAUUGACCAAGUCCAUUGGGGUAUCCAACUUUAAUCGCAGGCAACUGGAGAGGAUCCUGAACAAACCAGGGCUCAAGUACAAGCCUGUCUGCAACCAGGUGGAAUGUCAUCCUUAUCUCAACCAGAGCAUACUGUUGGAUUUCUGCAAGUCCAAGGACAUUGUCCUGGUUGCCCAUAGUGCUCUGGGAACUCAACGAGAGAAACAACGGGUAGACCCCAAUGCCCCAUUUCUUCUGAAGGACCCAGGUCUUGGGGCUGUGGCAAAAAAGCACAAUCGCAGUCCAGCUCAGAUUGCCCUUCGCUACCAGCUGCAACGUGGGGUUGUGACCCUGGCUCAGAGUUUAAUAGAAAAAGAGAUAAAAGAGAACAUACAGGCUUUUGAUUUCCAGUUGCCUUUAGAAGACAUGGCAGUCCUAGAAGGCCUGAACAGAAAUUUUCGAUAUCAUCCUGGUGUUGGAUUUGUUGACCACCCUAAUUUUCCAUUCUCUGAUGAGUAUUAACACGAAAGCUCUUUUCAAGAUCUUGCCUGAAGUUAUCUGGAGAUCGAUGGACAAUUUUCAAAUGCUGAUGAUUGGACCCAUCACUUGUCAAUUCAUCCUGCUUAGAAAUUCACACUCAGCUUAAACUAAAUCCACAAAUUUCGUAGAGAAGGCAUUGAAUUUGUUAUCAAACAAAUACGAGAUUUUUCCCAUAGAUCUAUGAUUAUCUCAA